UUGUGAUCACACAGAUUCCUGCUGUAUUUCCGAGACAAUGGAGCACACAAUAUUGACACUCCUUGCUUUUAUCGGUUUUUCCAUCCCACCGGUCUAUCAAAAGCCGACAAUCUUGUUCUUCUUUGAGUCAAAGCCCAGAACCUUCACUGCUGCUCAACUCUACUGCAGACAGAUGUACACAGAUCUAGCGACUAUUGAAAACCAGAAUGAUCUGAAAAAACUUCAAACAAGCAUCUCAUAUAAUAUUGCAUGGAUCGGGCUGCAGAAAACGGAUCUUCCUCUCUGGCACUGGGCACUGUCUGACAGAGAAUUUUAUGAUGAGGGAGAGACUGAAUACAGAAACUGGUCACCUAAAGGGCCAGAUGUCCUCGAUCAAGACUGUGUGGUGAUGAGCGACAAGGGAGAGUUUUACAGUGCCUAUUGCACAAGUACCUUUUAUUUCAUAUGUUAUGAUGGAAACAACCUUCAGAACUACAUCCUUCUCUAUUUAUUAAGGACAUGGAGAGAUGCCCAGAGUUACUGUAGACAGUAUCACACAGAGCUGGUCAGUGUGAGGAACCAGGAAGAGAACCUGCAGAUCCAACAGCUGAUACCAAAAGGAACUCUAGUAUAUAUCGGCCUUUUUCAAGACACUUACGCUUGGUCUGAUAACAGCAGUUCUUCAUUCAGAAACUGGGGUUCGGGUCAACCUGAUAGAUAUGGGCAAUGUAUUGCAAUAAAUGAGAAACAUUUUUGGCGCGUCGAUGAUUGCAAUGUUAAAAGACCGUUUUUCUGCUAUGCCACGUAUAAGAAGAAUCAGAUUCUGAAAGUGGAGGUGAAAUCUGCUCUGAAUGUGAAUGAUCCCGCAAUGAAGACGGCCAUCUUAGCCAAGAUACAGCAAACACUGAAUGAACAGGGCUUUGCAGAAGAUGUCACUGUGACAUGGAGGAAGCAACAAGAUGAACAAGUCUUCCAGAAGAUGAAUACAUUUGUACCUAAAAGUAAUAACGGAAGCUCUUGCUCCUGAACUCAUCUUUGUGCUUGGAGCAAAAUUUCUGUAAAAUCAUUUAAUGCUUAUUUGGUUUUAGAGCACAUACUGUAUUUCUGAAUUAAUAAAUUAUGCUUAACAAUUUUACAAGUAUAUUUCCUUAAAUUAGCAGACACUUUUAAAGUUAUAAAUGUUAAUUGACUUAUUGUAAAUGUUGUUUUAGAGUUGUAGAAUUUCACUAUUGCAUUUGUACUCCUUAAGAAUAAACAUCUGUGUGAAGGUUAUUUUUCUCCAUUAAUCAACAUCUUAUGGAGUUUUGUGUUCCUUGCCUCAGUUGCCCUUCAGCUUGCUCACUGGGGUCUAAAUACAAUUAUUAUUUAAUUAUUAAAUUUGCAUGCACAUUUUACAAUCAUAUUUAAUCAAACUACACAAUGAUGACUGUAAGACUUUACAGAUAUUACAGUUUCAUUUUCUGUUAAUGCCGGAUCUUCUG
Myxocyprinus asiaticus (Chinese sucker) is the source of this 1460-nucleotide messenger RNA. RefSeq names its product macrophage mannose receptor 1-like. The coding region runs from base 38 to 1006 and encodes 322 amino acids. The transcript is spliced from 6 exons. Lineage: Eukaryota; Metazoa; Chordata; Actinopteri; Cypriniformes; Catostomidae. The record is from RefSeq and is a predicted model, not a curated record.